Rotaria sp. Silwood2 is the source of this 1320-nucleotide messenger RNA. The record is from the annotation of a GenBank genome assembly. NCBI's taxonomy places the organism in Eukaryota, Metazoa, Rotifera, Eurotatoria, Philodinida, Philodinidae.
AUGCUUGAUGAUAGCUCUGUUGAUUCAAAGGUUACACUACCUAGUGCACCAAAUGUUACUUGGCAACAUAUAUGGUCCUUUAGUGAAACACAAGAUGCUCUCUCUGAUUCGCUAUUUGUUGCCAUUCCUAAUGAAAUUCUAUUACGUAUCUUUCAAGUCCUAUCUGUAGGAGAUCUAUGUAAUGUUUCAUUAGUUUGUCGAUCAUUCAAAAUGAUCGCCGAUCAAGAUGAAAUAUGGAAAUCAAAAUGCAAUAAUUCUAAUCGAGAAAGAAAAUCUUCUAAUCGUCAAAUGAUGAUGUUUUGUUGUCCUUGUAGGGCAAUUAAACUAUCGGUCAACAUUGAUGAUACAGCUCGUGAACUUAUAAAACUAUUAGAAAAAGCAUCUAAAUUUCAAGCACAAUGGCAACAAUCAUCUAUUUUGAAACAAAUGAUAAUAAGAUAUUAUCGUUUUAUGCAAUUAAAAGCAUCUCAUCCAACUAAUCUUCUAUUAAUUCCUACUUUGGAUAUUGAAAUUGUUUGGCAAACUCAUUUACUUCGACCUGAAAUCUAUCAAGCUGAUUGUAUUCGUUUAUUUCGUCGAGUUAUUGAUCAUAAAUUGUUAUCUAAUGAGAUCGAAGAAUUUUUCAAAGAACAAGCAGUUCGAGAUACUUGCCAAUUAUAUGAACAAAGAUUCGGUGAAAAAUAUUGUCUAUUAUCAUCAAUCGAUGAGAGAAAUCAAUUUGGAUCAAAUGUUUCUCAUUAUAGUUUCAAUUCAUCUCGUCCUGAUAAAACGUAUUAUUCUUAUUGGGAUAAAACAGAUUUUGAGUUUUCAUGUUGCUCACCAAAAGAUUAUGAAAAUCCUUUCUCAUUUACAGAAGGUGAUAUUAUCUUAGAUAUGAAUUGGCUUGAUAUGUGUCAAAAAUUUAUGACAGAUACGCUAAAAAAAGUCUCUGUUACAAAUUAUUAUCGGAAUCAAUUGAUAAGAUUCAAUCUUGGACAAGGGGCAAUGAAACGAUUAAAAAAAUCUUAUGAACGAUUUUUAUACAUGGCAGCUAAAUAUCCACUUAAAGAUCGGAAUGGUUUUGUACCUCCAACAUAUGCAAUUGAUAUCAUGUGGCAUUCUCAUAUGCAAGAACCAUUGAAUUAUGCAGCUGAUUGUCUUCGUCUUGUUGGCUAUGUUAUUUUUCAUGAUCCAUGGCCAAUAAUCGAGGAUAAUAAUAUGAAGAAAUCAUGUGAUAAAAUAGAUGAUAUUUGGAAGGAAGAAUUUGAUAAUGAUAUAACAACAGAUCAUCUUUACAACACAGUUGAUCAGGUAGUUGAUUGGUCUGACGAAGACACUUAA